This is a messenger RNA of Aphanomyces invadans, 2643 nucleotides long. RefSeq lists its product as hypothetical. The coding region runs from base 34 to 2643 and encodes 869 amino acids. Gene Ontology annotation, molecular function: protein binding. The record is from RefSeq and is a predicted model, not a curated record. NCBI's taxonomy places the organism in Eukaryota, Oomycota, Saprolegniomycetes, Saprolegniales, Verrucalvaceae. The transcript has 9 exons.
GAAACCGAUCGUCCGCCGUAUUUAUAGUUAACGAUGUCGAGCGAUGGGGACGAGCCUCGGCCGCCGGAGAGCACCUUCCGACGUAUCUCGAUGCGGCCACGAAUAUUCAGCCGCAAGGUGGCUGUUCUCUCCAACUCAAGCCACGACUUCCGUGUCUUGCAGAGUUCGUCACUGUUGACCCUUAUGUCCAAGUAUUCAAACGAAAACCUACUUCGACGACGGCCGCUUUGCGCUACCGACGGAACGAAUACGUGGUUGCUGGCGAAUGGCACAAUAGGAUCUCUGCACGGUGGAGACACUGUGAUUCACAUCAGCGGCCUGGCUCAUCGGCACGCCCAAAUCACGAGCAAACACGAUUCGUACUACAUCCAGUCGAGCCCGAAUUGCAUGACGUAUUUGAAGCUUCCGUUCGGCACUGGGCGACGUGGGUUUCCGAUUUCAGUGGGUGACACGAUUGAGAUGGGCCGUGGAUUUGUCGUCCGAGUUGUGGAGAUGGAAGUGAAAAGAGUCCCAGUCGUGGAAAAGACCGACAAACCGCCGCCGCCACCAAAGGAAACGCAGUUUGGCCAAGCCGUCGACAUCCGCACCCACGUGUGCAUUCGCAAUCUGGCGCAACAAACCAAGCUCACAAAGACUGCAACGAUCCUCGAGCCAUCCAAGCUCGUGCUUCAGCUCCACCACAGAGAGCCCAACGAUGUUGUGCGCGUGGUGACGUCCCCAAAACACACGCUCUGGUUCGGCAGCUUACACUCAUCCGACAUUAUCUGCCCAACCCUCGAACGACUUCAUGCCAAAAUCGAGUUUGAUGGGCAGAGAUACAUCUUGAUGGACUUUAGCAACGAAACGCGUAUCGUCGUGGGCGAGAUACCCGUGCAAAUUGUGGCCGACGACGUGUUAGUAGUCGGCGACAACCAGUUCAAGAUCAUCGAGUUCAAGGACGACGCAUUGUCGACUCCUGUGUUGGACAUCCAAAUCCUUCGAGUGUCCACGCGAAAGCACUCGCACACAAAAAAGUACAUGCCGAUCCGACUCGACUUGCCCCCAAACAAGCUCCUCCACGUUGGUCGAUCCCCUCAAUGCAACAUCACGCUGUCCAACUACACGAUGAAGCUCGUCCAGUUUAGUAUUCUGUACGAGAACGAUCGCGUGUGGGUGAUGCCCCUCAACGGCACGCUAAACCAAGGCCUGUAUCGUCUGUUGUCAAGGAGAGAACGCCAGCACGAAGAGACCGUAAAUGGCACUGUUGUUCCGGUCGUGUCGACUACGAGCCCCGCCGUGCAGCUCCAUAAGGACUCUGUAUUCAAAAUCGGGUGCUCCGAGAUCGAAGUGGUGUACGUAAAGCACCAGCCGAGCUCGGUGUCGCCCGACACGCAAGACCAGAUGAACGACCGAUACAGCAUCCUCCAAAAUCUGCCGUGGUUUCUACUCAGCCAAAACCUACCGGGAUUUUUCGCCGAAACCGGGCACUUGGCCUCGCACUGCAAAGUCCAAACGGUCGCCGCGGGAGAAUACAUUUAUGGCGAGGGCGACGAUGCGACGCGAGCGUUUGUGGUCAUGCGCGGGAGCGUCCUUCUCUUCCGAUCCAAAGACAGCGGGACGGACAAGUGCUACAUUGAGAGCGUCGAGCGGGGUGGGUCCUUUGGCGAGAUCGCUAUUACCAAGCCCCAUGCGAAAUACACAACCAACGCACUUGCACGAUGCAACGUUGUGUGCAUGGUCAUCGUCGCCAGGGACUGGGCCGACUUCUGCGCCCCGUACCGAGACUUGUAUCUCUUACCUCUCCAACACGGCUUGCAUGAGACGACCCUCGUCGAAGCCCUGGCGGCGCUGCCGUACAUGAAUCAGAUGUCUCCCGCCUUGCAGCAACGUGUGGCGCUCAAGAUGACCCGCAAGUCGUUUCCACCACACUCGUCGCUGUACCACGAUCCGUGCCGCAUCUUCUUUGUGUCGCAAGGCACGAUCGAGAUCAAGUUUGACGACGACGUGAUCGAAGUGCACUCGACGACGUUUCUGUUCGAUCGAGCCACACAUACCGUCCCAUCUCUUGUCGAUAUCACAGCCAUCGACGACGUCGAGUGCCUCGUUCUGUCUGCUGAGGAUUAUGCGAACACAAUCGGUCUCACUCUCCAACACCGCCGCGUCGAACACCCCCUCGCCUUCAUCACGGCCUUUGACACCACCCCUCAGCACGACAGCUCGAUGAAAAAGGCAACGAUUCGCACCGAAUCACUGACCAUGGCCAAACCCAAGCGAAAAUCAUCGUUGAUACGAGCCAAGGAGCUAUGGACGGGCGUCGCGACCGAAGACGAGGUCCAGGAAUCUCCCCGACAAGAGCCUCCCAUAUUGGCGCCGCCUACCGACUCAUGGAGGCAGAAGAAGCGCAAUGCUGCGAUGCUCCAGAGCCGGAUAGAGUACCUCAACAUGGAGCCAUCCAUCGAGUCUGCGCUCGUGCUGUACGUCCUUGCUGGUCCGAAUCGCGGGGACGUUCAUAUCGUACGGAAUUCGCUCACGAUCGGCAACGCGCUCGGGCAAAGCACGAUGAAGAUUCGUGAUCAGGCGCUGUGUGGACAGCACGCGCAAAUCUUUCAUCGAGAUGGUACACUUGUACGGCCUCGCACACAUUGCCUCAACGAUGGCACGUAG